GCAGAUAUUCCCAACGAUGUUGACUCCACUUCAGACUCUAGCGAGCUUGAGUCCAGGCUACAGGCCACAGAAGCUCAGUUGAAAGCAGUCACGGAUGAAAAAAACAUCCUACAGGACAGGUUAAAAAAGUCGAAUGAGGAAAAUCUGAAACUUGCUAGCACUAUUAGGAUCCUUGAAGAGGAGAAAGAGAAAUUCGGAGAGGAGACCAAGAAAUUGAAGGAGGAAUUAGACAGUCUUAAGAAAGAACAAGAUGAUCUGUUAGUGCUACUAGCAGACCAGGAUACAAAAAUUGAAAAAUACAAGUCACAGUUGAAGGCACUUGGCCAACAG
Messenger RNA from Candidula unifasciata, 330 nucleotides. The record is from the annotation of a GenBank genome assembly. NCBI's taxonomy places the organism in Eukaryota, Metazoa, Mollusca, Gastropoda, Stylommatophora, Geomitridae.